UUGGAGUGAGACAUCCCACCGAGUCAAACCCAUCUGUGCUGUUUAGCUUCAACAAGGAGCCAAACUCUCGGUUAUUGGAAUUUUAAGAGACAGAGAAAGUCCUAUUUAAAAGAAAUGGAAGACGACGUCUUAACGACGCUGAAGAUUUUGAUAAUUGGAGAGAGUGGCGUUGGGAAGUCAAGCCUCCUCCUAAGAUUCACAGAUGACAUGUUUGACCCGGAGCAAUCAGCCACCAUUGGUGUCGAUUUCAAGGUGAAGACCUUAUCUGUGGAUGGUAACAAGGCAAAGCUGGCAAUCUGGGACACUGCUGGCCAGGAGCGCUUUCGAACCCUGACACCAAGUUAUUACCGUGGAGCCCAGGGAGUCAUCCUGGUGUAUGAUGUCACCAGAAGAGAUACCUUCACAAAGCUUGACAACUGGCUGAACGAGCUGGAGACCUACUGUACCAGGAACGACCUGGUUAAAAUGCUGGUAGGAAACAAAAUCGAUAAGGACAACCACGACGUAGACAGAGCUGAAGGACUGAAGUUUGCAAGAAAACAUUCCAUGCUUUUCAUUGAGGCCAGUGCAAAGACGAAGGACGGUGUUCAGUGUGCGUUUGAGGAGCUGGUAGAGAAGAUCAUCCAGACACCUGGUUUGUGGCAGAGCGAGAGCCAUGGCAGAGCCAUUCAGCUCACAGAUGAAGAUGCCGGCGGCGGAUCCUGCGGUGGCUACUGUUCCCUGCUUUAAAAACACACACAUAUGACGCCCCCACCACGCUAACACCCAGCCAGCCACCGCCUCUCCCACUGUGUCUGGUCCUAAGCGGAGCUGUCUACCCAGACCGACUUUUAAACAGUCCACCAUCCCUAAUCUGACUCUAAUUUUGCACAAUUAACAUAAACGUUUCUGCCGUUAAA
This is a messenger RNA of Cyprinodon tularosa, 899 nucleotides long. RefSeq names its product ras-related protein Rab-18. The coding region runs from base 115 to 729 and encodes 204 amino acids. The transcript has 7 exons. Gene Ontology annotation, molecular function: GTPase activity; GTP binding. NCBI's taxonomy places the organism in Eukaryota, Metazoa, Chordata, Actinopteri, Cyprinodontiformes, Cyprinodontidae. The record is from RefSeq and is a predicted model, not a curated record.